Periophthalmus magnuspinnatus is the source of this 1033-nucleotide messenger RNA. Its product is annotated as LITAF domain-containing protein-like. The record is from RefSeq and is a predicted model, not a curated record. Gene Ontology annotation, molecular function: zinc ion binding. The transcript is spliced from 5 exons. Lineage: Eukaryota; Metazoa; Chordata; Actinopteri; Gobiiformes; Gobiidae. Bases 101 to 478 code for a protein of 125 amino acids.
CAGCCACACCUGCCAGUACCUGCUCUAGCUCUCUACCUGAGUAUCAACAGAAACUAGCACCCGGACAAGAACUAAGAAGAUUUCAACCUCAGUAAGUAAAAUGGACAAGAGUAAAGAGGCCGAGCAAAACCCUCCACCGUACCCUGGACCACCUGCACCUGUGUUUAGCGUAGAACAAGGUCAUCCAGUAUCUUAUCAGUACACAGCCCAGUCACAGGUGGUUCAGCCUGUGACAGUGGUAGUGCAGCCUAAACCCACAGACUGUCCAGGGCAGAUGUUGUGUCCUCACUGUCAAAACAAUGUGGUGACUGUGGUCGAGUACAAAAAUGGUGCCCUCACAUGGAUCAUCUGCGGUGUAAUCGGCAUCUUUCUUUGCUUGCCUUGCUGCUGGAUCCCUUUCUGCAUCGAUGCUUGUAAAGACGUGGAGCACACAUGCCCAGUGUGUAACAAUGUAAUUCACAUCCACAAACGCAUUUAGCUCAAUGACACCACCAUGAUGAUCUUCACUUUAUUAGUAUACCAAUAUAUGUUUGGUUUAAUGUGACUCACCUGUGUCAAAAGCUCUGCAAAAUUCACCCUAAAAUACGACUACAAGAGCAAAAGGUUCACUGUCUAUAUAAUGUAUGUCUUUCUAUGAGCAUUUAAACUAUUGUUGCGUAAAUAAUCAAACUGAAAUCAAAUUGUGAUCAGAUCGGUUAUAGAGUGCAUUUAUCAGCUUUGGUCUUUCUAAUCUAAUCAUCUUUAUUUUAAUUGUGGCAGUGCAGCUAGAGGUUUAGAGAGGAGCUGUGUUUAAGUGGUAUUAUGAAGACAGUCAGGUCAUGUGUAAUGGUCUUUGAGCUCUAACUGACAACAACCUCCACCUCAAGCAGGAGUGAAAUUAAAAGACGGACUUUGUUUACUCAUGAAAUAAGAAUAAGAAUGUACUUUUCCCUGGAUCUGAUGCACAACUGUAGAAUGUGAAAAUAUAUUGAUUCUGUAAUGUUUAUGUAAAUGUGUAAAUUGGUCACAUGUAUAUGUAAGUUACACAAAAGCA